UGUGCCCGGGCAGUGCCGGCGGAGCAGCGCGGGGGCGAGUACGACCUGAGCGCGGUGCGGCUCUGCUUCCAGGUGUGGGUGCGGGGCCCGGGGGGGCUGCACCCCCUGCCCCCCGUCCUCUCCCAGCCCGUCUACGACAACCGAGCCCCCAGCACGGCCGAGCUGCGGAUCUGCCGGGUGAACCGGAACUCGGGGAGCUGCCGGGGGGGGGACGAGAUCUUCCUGCUCUGUGACAAGGUCCAGAAAGAGGACAUCGAGGUGCGUUUCUCGGCGGAGGGCUGGGAGGCGAAGGGCUCCUUCGCGCAGGCCGACGUUCACCGCCAGGUCGCCAUCGUUUUCCGCACGCCGCCGUACCGCGAGCCGGCCUUGCGCCAGCCCGUCACCGUCCGCAUGCAGCUCCAGCGCCCUUCCGACCGCGAGCGCAGCGAGCCCAUGGACUUCCGAUACCUGCCGCACCACGGGGACCUGCAGUGCAUCGAGGAGAAGCGCAAGCGCACCCGCGAGACCUUCCGCUCCUUCGUCCAGCGCAGCCCCCUGCCCGGCCCGGUGCCCCCCGAGCCCCGGCCCCCCCGGCGCAUCGCGGUGCCCUCGCGGCCCCCCCCGGUCCCCCAGCCCCCCCCCCAGCAUGGCUCUCCCCCCAGCCCCCUCCUUCUCUUUUGGGGGUUCAGGGGGGCUGUUGGGGGGCCCCCCUCCCGAACCGGAGCCCCUGGCCGAGGCGCUGCUGCAGCUGCAGUUUGAAGAGGGGCCCCCCCCGGGGGGGGGGGGGCAGCGGGGGGGGGGGAGCCCCCCCUUUGGAUAUAGGGGCGCUUUUGGGGGACCCCCCUUUCCCCCCUCUCGAUACCAUCAACGCCGCCGACG
Messenger RNA from Aquila chrysaetos chrysaetos, 858 nucleotides. Its product is annotated as transcription factor p65-like. The transcript has 6 exons. The record is from RefSeq and is a predicted model, not a curated record. The annotation marks the transcript as partial. Gene Ontology annotation, molecular function: RNA polymerase II cis-regulatory region sequence-specific DNA binding; DNA-binding transcription factor activity, RNA polymerase II-specific. Gene Ontology annotation, biological process: canonical NF-kappaB signal transduction; response to cytokine; innate immune response. Gene Ontology annotation, cellular component: cytoplasm. NCBI's taxonomy places the organism in Eukaryota, Metazoa, Chordata, Aves, Accipitriformes, Accipitridae.